AUGGCCAAUCAGUAUUUUUUCGAUGCCAGAAUUUUCCCGUGUACGCGUUGCGGAAAACCGUACAGGUCGAGGAAGGCCAUGUACACGCACUUUAGGUUUUCCUGCGAGAACAAACGCACGUUCUUCUGCAACCUGUGCAACGCCGCCUAUUUUUACAGCCACCAUUUAAAGAGGCACAUUCGACAGCAGCACGUCGAGCUGGCCAGCAAGGUCGUCGUGACGCAGGGCGUCGUCGACUGA
Molecule: messenger RNA, 240 nt
Organism: Phyllotreta striolata
Lineage: Eukaryota; Metazoa; Arthropoda; Insecta; Coleoptera; Chrysomelidae
Source: the annotation of a GenBank genome assembly